AUGGUGAAGAGGAAGAGCCUGGACGAGAACGAGCCGGAGUGCGGGAAGGGAAUCCCGUUCCCCAUCCAGACCUUCCUGUGGAGGCAGACCAGUGCAUUUCUGCGUCCGAAGUUGGGGAAACAGUAUGAAGCCUCCUGUGUGUCCUUUGAGCGGGUGCUGGUGGAGAACAAGCUCCACGGGCUGUCCCCGGCGCUGUCAGAAGCCAUCCAGAGCAUCUCGCGCUGGGAGCUGGUCCAGGCGGCGCUGCCUCACGUCCUCCACUGCACCUCCAUCCUGCUGUCCAACAGGAACAAGCUGGGUGAGGACACGCAGGACACACGUUACCCCGGCCACCAGGACAAGCUGGGUGUGGCCGAGACCAAGCUGCUCCACACGCUGCACUGGAUGCUGCUGGAGGCGGCGCAGGAGUGCAACCACGAGCCCAGCCUGGGCCACAGCUGGUCCGGGGGCAGCAGCAGCAGCGCCUUCCUGCAGCCGGUGGGGAACCAGGGCUCGUCGCCCGGCGCCCCCGGCUCCUGCUCCGGCUCGGCCCUGGGGGGGUCCGGGCCCCAGCACAGCGGCUCCCUGCUGGAGGAGGACGAGCACACCCGGAACAAGCUGUUCCACAAGAGCAUGGCCACCGUGGAGCUGUUCGUCUUCCUGUUCGCUCCGCUCAUCCACCGGAUAAAGGAGUCGGACCUGACCUUCCGAUUGGCCAGUGGCCUGGUGAUCUGGCAGCCGAUGUGGGAGCACCGCCAGCCGGACAUCUCUGCCUUCACAGCGCUCAUCAAACCUGUGAGAAACAUCGUGACAGCUAAGAGGAACUCCCCGGUGAACAACCAGUGCAGCCCCUGUGGAUCUGGAAACCCUGGUCCCAUGGGCUUCCAGGUGGUUUGUGAAACCACCCAAUCAGAUUCCUCCUCCCCCUCGGCUGGCGAGCAGAGCUGUCGUCGUGGUAACUCGGUGGAGAAAGGUGGCCCUUCCCAGCAACCCCCGCCGGUCAAAGGCCCUUCCAAGAAAAAGACCUCAGCGCCUGCAGGUCUCCCGACCUCCGUGGCCCAGCGGGCUCGCUACGCCACCUACUUCGACGUGGCGGUACUGCGCUGCCUGCUGCAGCCGCACUGGACCGAGGAGGGCGUGCACUGGGCCUUGAUGUUCUACCUCCAGCGGCUGAGGCAGAUCCUGGAGGAGAGACCCGAGCGCACCCCGGAGCCCCUGGUCACGCCGCUGCCGCGCCCACGCAGCAGCUCCAUGGUCGCUGCCACGCCCUCACUGGUCAACACGCACAAGACACAGGAUAUGAGUCUGAAAUGCAACGAAGAGGGAAAGUCUCUGAGCUCGGAGACGUUUGCGAAGGUGUCUCUGACGAACCUCCGUCGACAGGCCGUCCCCGACCUGUCCUCCGACCUGGGCAUGAACAUCUUCAAGAAGUUUAAGAACCGGCGUGAGGACCGGGAGAGGAAGGGCUCCAUCCCCUUCCACUACACGGGAAAGAAGCGCCAGCGCCGAAUGGGCGUCCCCUUCCUGCUCCACGAGGACCACCUGGACGUCUCGCCCACCCGCAGCACCUUCUCCUUCGGGAGCUUCUCCGGCCUGGGCGAUGACCGGCGAGCUCUGGACCGCGGCGGCUGGCAGGCCACGAUCAUGGGCAAAUUCACACGGAGGGGCAGCACGGACACAGCUGCCGACGCCGACAGCCUGAGCGCCAAACACUCCCACUCCCACCACUCGCUCCUCAGAGACAUGCCGGACCACUCCAACAGCCACAGCGACAACACCGUCAAAGAGGUUCGCUCUCAGAUCUCCACCAUCACCAUGGCGGCGUUCAACACCACCGUGGCGUCCUUCAACGUGGGCUACGCCGACUUCUUCACGGAGCACAUGAAGAAGCUCUGCAACCCGGCCGCCGUCCCGGAGAUGCCCACGGAGCCGCUGGCGUGCGCCAACCUGCCGCGCAGCUUCACCGACUCCUGCAUCAACUACUCCUGUCCGGAGGAAGGGGAGAACAUCGAGGGAACCAACAACUUCGUGCUGAAGAACGGGAUGCUGGACCUCACUGCUGUGCUCCGCGCCCUCUACGCCGUCCUCAGCCACGACAUCAGCUCCAGGAUCUGCGACGUGGCGCUCAACAUCAUCGACUGCCUGCUGCAGCUCGGCGUGGUGCCGGGCAUGGGCAAGAAGCUGUCCAAGCCCGACAACAAGGAGAACCAGGAGGCGCGAGGCAAGGACACGGCGGGUCAGGGUCUCGGAGGAGGCGCUCAGGGGGGCGGGUCGCUACCCGGAGCAGGUGGGGGGGGAGACGGAGGCGGUGGAGGAGGAGGCGGAGGAGGAGGAGGAGGGGGGAGCAGUGGAGGAAGUGGGCAGGGGAGCAACGACGAUGUGAAGAACAACAAGGACAAUGAUAAGAAGGAAGAAGGCUCCGGCCUCAGCGCCCACCGCCUGGCGCUGACCAUGCUGAUAAAGAUCGUCAAGUCCCUCGGCUGCGCCUACGGCUGCGGCGAGGGCCACCGCGGCCUGUCAGGGGACCGCCUCCGGAUGCAGGCCCAGAACUGCCUGACCAGCCUGUACAAGCUGGACAAGCUGCAGUUCCGUCAGACUAUACGCGAGUAUGUGAACAAAGACUCUCUGAAUAACAUUGUGGACUUCCUGCAUGCGCUGCUGGGCUUCUGCAUGGAGCCCAUCACUGACAAGUACGGCAGUGCAGGUGAGAGGUCCAGGAGGGCGAAAAAAAGAAACAUCGACAAGGCGGGCUUCGGGAACAACUUCACCACGGGGGUCAACAAGUCCGUGGCCCAGAACAUGGAGGCGGUGGUGGUGGGCUGCAUGUUCAAGUCCCUCAUCACCCGCUGCGCCUCCACCACACACGAGCUGCACAGCCCCGAGAACCUGGGUCUGUACUGCGACAUCCGGCAGCUGGUGCAGUUCAUCAAGGAGGCGCACGGCAACGUGUUCCGCCGCGUGGCGUUGAGCGCCCUGCUGGACAGCGCCGAGAAGGUCACCACCACCAAGAAGCCUGACGAGAAGGAGGAGGGGAAACCACCCGGACCCAGGAGGUCAGAGGCGGGUGUGUCCGGGGAGAAGGGUCAGGUGUCCAGUGCUGCAGAUGAGUGUCGCAGCUACAUCUCCAGUAGACCCCCCCAGACCCCCGAACAUGAGGAGCAGCUCCCGGGCGCCCUGCUGGGCCGGAAGGACUUCUGGAGGAAGAUGUUCAAGUCGCAGAGCGCCGCCAGCGACACCAGCAGCCAAUCGGAGCAGGACACGUCGGACUGCACCACCGCCCACUCCGGCACCACCACCGACCGGCGCUCGCGGUCCCGGUCCCGGCGCAUUUCACUGAGAAAGAAGCUGAAGCUGCCCAUCGGGAACUGGCUGAAGCGCUCGUCUCUCUCUGGACUGACGGACGGAGUCGAGGACCUGCUGGACAUCAGCUCCGUGGACCGACUGUCCUUCAUACGACAGAGUUCAAAGGUGAAGUUCACGAGCGCGGUGAAGCUGACAGAAGGGGGCGCUGUGGGGCCGGAGUACUGCCGGGACGAGGAGGAGAAUUUCUUCAAGCGGCUCGGUAAAUGGAGGUCUGGCAGGAGGAAUCCAUCCAAGCUUCACCACACAGAAGAGAAAGAUGGUCCUCAUGGUUUCCAGGAGCGACUCGCUGCCAGUCAGGAGGCCAUGAAGAACAAGAACGUGGUGAAUCUGGGCGCCAUCCGACAGGGAAUGAAACGCUUCCAGUUCCUGUUGAACUGCUGCGAGCCGGGAACCAUCCCCGACGCCUCCAUCCUCGCUGCCGCUCUGGACCUGGAAGCUCCGGUCGUGGCUCGGGCGUCCCUCUUCCUGGAAUGCGCCAGGUUCGUCCACCGCUGUAACCGUGGCAACUGGCCCGAGUGGAUGAAAGGCCAUCAUGUCAACAUCACCAAGAGAGGCCUGUCCAGGGGACGCUCACCGAUAGUGGGAAACAAGAGAAACCAGAAACUCCAGUGGAACGCCGCCAAGCAUUUCUGCCAGUGGGGAGACGCGAUCGGGACGCGGCUCAGUGAACUCUGUCACUCCGAGAGUGAGAGUCCCUCCAACAUCCUGGGUUACAUCUACGAUGAAGAGACGAAGAGGAGGAUGAGGAAAGAAGACGAGGAAGAGGAUUACCUCGACGACAACACAGUCAAUCCUACGAAGUGCGGCUGCCCCUUCGCUCUGAAGAUGGCCGCCUGCCAGCUCCUGUUGGAAAUCACCACCUUCCUGCGGGAGACGUUUCCCUGCUUGCCACGCCCACGCACCGAGCCUCUCGUGGACCUGGACAGCUGCCGCCUGCGUCUGGACCCGGAGCUCGGACGCCAGCGCUACGAGAGGAAGAUCAGCUUCGCCGGGAUCCUGGACGACGAGGACGGACACGACUCGCUCAACAGCAGCAGCCACACGCUCAAGUCCGACACCACCGGAGACGACAAGAAGCCGCAGGAAACUCAGGCUCCCGUCAGGAAGAUCCGUAUCGGAGGAUCUCGGCUGCUUCAGAUCAAAGGGGCGCGAAGCUUCCGUGUGAAGAAGGGCGGCUCGCUGUCGUCCAUCCGGAGAGCCGGGAGCCUGAAGAGCACCAAGCUGCCGCGGCAGGACUCCGAGUCGGAGAACGACGAGAGUCUGUUGUCUCAGACGCACAGCAGGGACACGGUCACUGACAUCGGAAGUCCCUUCAGCACCAGUGAGCCCAGCAUCGAGCCCGAGGGUCCGAGCUCAGGAGGAGCCGAGGAGAAUUACCACCGCAACAUGUCCUGGCUCCACAUCAUGAUCCUGCUGUGCAACCAGCAGAGCUUCAUCUGCACCCACAUCGACUUCUGCCACCCGCACUGCUACCAGCACCACAGCCGCUCCUGCGCCCGGCUGGUCCGCGCCAUCAAGCUGGUGUACGGCGAGACGGUGGACAGCCUGCGGGAGGACAGCGCCUCCUCUGGCAACAUCGGGGCGCGCGCCAAGAAAAACAAAGAGUGUUCGGACAAGUCGUGUCUGAGGACGCCAUCGAUGAAGAGGAGACCCAACGACCCCAACACGGAAGGGAAGAAGGACACGGGCAUGCUCAAGUACAUCCGCAACCAGGUGAUGAGCUUGUCCCCGGCGCCGCUCUCGCUGCUGAUCAAGGCGGCGCCCAUCCUGACCGACGACAUGUACGGAGACAUCCAACCCGCCGCCUGGGAGCUGCUGCUCAGUGUGGACGAACACAUGGCUGCCGCUGCCGCCGCCAUGUUCCUCCUCUGCGCCGUGAAGGUUCCCGACACGGUGACCGAGAUGAUGAUGGCGGAGUUCCAGCACCAGGAGGCGUGCCAGCGCAUCAACUCCAUCCUGAAGUUCAACACGCUGUGGCGCUUCCGCUACCAGGUGUGGCCUCGCAUGGAGGAAGGAGCUCAGCAGAUCUUUAAGAUUCCUCCACCCAGCAUCAACUUCACUCUGCCCUCUCCUAUCCUGGGAAUGCCCUGCGUCCCCAUAUUCGACCCCCCCUGGGUUCCUCAGAACACCGGCAGCGUCCAGGACCCGAUCAACGAAGACCAGUCUAAAUCCUUCUCCGCCCGGGCGGUGUCUCGCUCCCACCAGCGAGCCGAGCACAUCCUGAGGAACCUGCAGCAGGAGGAGGAGAAGCGGCGCCUGGGCCGCGAGGCCAGCAUCAUCACAGCGAUCCCAGUGGCUCAGGAGUCGUGCUACGAGCCCACCUGCAGCCCCCCGCCCGAGCAGGAGGAAGAAGCAGAAGAAGUGGUGAACCUGGCGUCACGCCGUCUGUCCGUCAGCCCGUCCUGCGCCUCCAGCAACUCCCACAGGAACUACUCCUUCCGCCGCGGCUCCGUGUGGUCGGUGCGCUCACUGGCGAGCGCUGAAGAUGAAGAGAACACGACAGAACACACUCCCACCCACCACAUGCUGCAGCCACCUCAGGCUGUCUUCCCAGCAUGCAUCUGUGCUGCCGUCCUGCCAAUAGUCCACCUCAUGGAGGACGGCGAGGUUCGAGAAGAUGGCGUGGCAGUGAGCGCUGUGGCUCAGCAGAUCCUCUGGAACUGUCUGAUCGAGGAUCCGGCUCUGGUUCUCCGACACUUCCUGGAAAAACUCACAGUGAGCAACAGACAGGACGAGCUGAUGUACAUGCUGAGGAAGCUCCUGCUCAACAUCGGAGAUCUGCCGGCUCAGACGUCUCACAUCCUCUUCAACUACCUGGUGGGACUGAUCAUGUACUUUGUGCGGACCCCCUGCGAGUGGGGGAUGGACGCCAUCUCUGCCACGCUGACCUUCCUGUGGGAGGUGGUGGGCUACGUGGAGGGGCUGUUCUUCAAGGACCUGAAGCAGACCAUGAAGAAGGAGCAGUGUGAGGUCAAGCUGCUGGUCACUGCCUCCAUGCCAGGAACCAAAACCCUGGUGGUGCACGGGCAGAACGAGUGUGACAUCCCAACUCAGCUCCCAGUGCACGAGGACACUCAGUUUGAAGCUCUGCUGAAGGAGUGUCUUGAAUUCUUCAACAUUCCCGAGGCCAGAUCAGCGCAUUACUUCCUCAUGGACAAACGAUGGAACCUCAUUCAUUACUCCAAGACGUAUGUCAGAGACAUCUACCCGUUCCGGAGGUCGGUGUCUCCACAGCUCAACCUGGUCCACAUGCUGCCAGAGAAAGGACAGGAGCUCAUCCAGAAACAGGUGUUUUCCCGUAAACUGGAGGAGGUCGGUCGGGUCCUCUUCCUCAUCUCUCUCACCCAACACAUGCCGGCCGUGCACAAGCAAUCCCACGUGUCCCUGCUGCAGGAGGAUCUCCUCCGCCUGCCCUCCUUCCCCCGGACCGCCAUCGACGCAGAGUUCUCACUGUUCAAUGAGACACAAGGUAAGGAGCUGUUUGGGCUGGACACCCUCCACAAGGUGCUGUGGAUCAAGCUGCUGGAGGAGAUGUUCCUGGGGAUGCCCAGCGAGUACCCCUGGGGCGACGAGAUGAUGCUGUUCCUCAACGUCUUCAACGGGGCGCUGCUGCUGCACCCGGAGGACAGCGCCCUCCUCAGGCAGUACACAGCGACUGCAAUCAACACCGCCGUGCACUUCAACCACCUCUUCUCUCUGAGCGGGUACCAGUGGAUCCUGCCGACCAUGCUGCAGGUCUACGCUGACUAUGAGAGCGACCCCCCACUGAGGCAGGGCAUCGAGUUCUGCUGCCGACAGUUUUACAUCCUCCACCGCAAACCCUUCGUCCUGCAGCUGUUUGCAAGCGUCGCUCCGCUGCUGGAAUUCACAACCAGCACCAGCACUGGUCUGUCUAAAGGAGUCUCGGCCCAGUGUCUGUUCGACCUGCUGGUGUCUCUGGAGGGAGAGACGCCGGACGCCCUGGACGCUCUGGAGCUGGUGAAGGCGGAGAAACCUCUGCGCUCUCUGGAUUUCUGUUAUGGGAACGAGGACUUGGCGUUUUCUAUCAGCGAGGCCAUCAAGCUGUGUGUGACGGUAGUCGCCUACGCACCGGAAUCCUUCCGGAGUCUCCAGAUGCUGAUGGUGCUGGAGGCCUUGGUCCCCUGUCACCUCCAGAAGCUGAAGAGCAACACCAUCACCAUGGAAUGUGCUUCAGCCGCCAGGGAUGAGAUCGCCGCCAUCGCCGCUCUGGCCACGUCGCUGCAGGCGCUGCUCUACAGCUCCGAGACGCUCACCAGGCCCAUGACGGCGCCACAGCUGUCCCGCUGCGACCAGGGCCACAAGGGAGGCACCGCGGCCAACCACGCCAUGUCGGGAGGCGUGAACACCCGGGACAACCUCCACCUGCUGGAGGAGGGCCAGGGGAUGCCGAGGGAGGAGCUGGACGAGCGAAUCGCCCGGGAGGAGUUCCGCCGGCCGCGGGAGUCGCUGCUGAACAUCUGCACCGAGUUCUACAAACACUGUGGACCGAGACUGAAGAUCCUGCAGAACGUGGCCGGCGAGCCGCGGGUCACCGCCCUGGAGCUGCUGGACAUCAAGUCCCACAUGAGGCUGGCAGAGAUCGCCCACGCGCUGCUGAAGCUGGCGCCCUACGACACGCUGACCAUGGAGAGCCGCGGCCUGCGGCGCUACAUCAUGGAGAUGCUGCCCAUCACCGACUGGUCGUCCGAGGCCGUGCGCCCCGCCCUCAUCCUCAUCCUCAAGAGGCUGGACCGCAUGUUCAACAAGAUCCACAAGAUGCCAACGCUCAGGUGCGCUCGCCCUCAGGCUUUAUGCACCAGGAGACAGGUGGAGUGGGAGGCGGCCAGCAGCCUGAUCGAAGGGAUCUGCCUCACGCUGCAGCGACAGCCAAUCAUCUCCUUCCUCCCGCACCUGCGCUCGCUCAUCAACGUGUGUGUGAACUUGGUGAUGGGCGUGGUCGGACCCUCCAGCGUGGCCGACGGGCUGCCGCUGCUCCACCUCAGCCCCUACCUCUCCCCCCCGCUCCCCUUCAGCACGGCGGUGGUCCGGCUGGUUGCUCUGCAGAUCCAGGCCUUGAAGGAAGACUUCCCUCUGAGUCACGUGAUCUCACCGUUCACCAAUCAGGAGCGGAGGGAGGGGAUGCUGCUCAACCUGCUGAUUCCCUUCGUGCUGACGGUCGGUUCUGGGAGUAAAGACAGUCCGCACCUGGAGCCGCCCGAGAUCUUCCUGCUGCUCCAGACCGUCAUCAACAUCCUGCUGCCGCCUCGCAUCAUCUCCACCUCGCGCACCAAGAACUUCAUGCUGGACGCUUCUCCGGCGCACUGCUCCACGCCGGGCGACACGGGCAAGGACCUGCGGCGGGAGGGGCUGGCCGAGUCCACCAGCCAGGCUGCGUAUCUGGCCCUGAAGGUGGUGCUGGUUUGCUUCGAGCGCUCUCUGGGGAACCAGUGGUACCGGCUGAGCCUGCAGGUGAAGGAGAUGGCGCUGAGGAAGGUCGGCGGCUUGGCCUUCUGGGACUUCAUCGACUUCAUCGUCCGAACCCGGAUCCCCAUCUUCGUCCUGCUGAGGCCGUUCAUCCAGUGCAAGUUGCUGACGCAGCCGGCCGACUCCCAGGAGGAGAUCACCGCACGCCACCACAUCGCCGACCAGCUGGAGCGACGCUUCAUCCCCCGGCCGCUCUGCAAGAGCUCCCUGUUCGCCGAGUUCAACAACGAGCUGAAGAUCCUGAAGGAGGCCGUGCACAGCGGCUCGGCUUACCAAGGCAAGACCUCCAUCAGCACCGUGGGAACCUCCACCUCGGCGUAUCGCCUCAGCUUGGCCACGAUGUCGCGCUCCAACACCGGCACCGGCACGGUGUGGGAGCAGGAGAGUCAGCCGUCACGCCAGCCGUCCCAGGACACGCUCAGCCGCACCGACGAGGACGAGGAAGAGAACGACUCCAUCAGUAUCCCCAGCGUGGUGAGCGAGCACGAGGCCUUCCUGCCGAGGGUCAUCACGCAGCGCCGCUUCUCCAGCCACGCCACCGGCUCGGCCGCCGCUCAGCCCGAGAGUCACCGCACCAACAUGCUGCCCAGCCACAGUGAACCCAAUGUGCUAGAUGAGUCCCAGGGCCUCCUGCAGGAGGGUAACCUCUCUAGGGUUGCCAGUGUGCAGAGUGAACCAGGGCAACACAACCUGCUGCUGCAGCCUCCGCUAGGAAGGAAGCGCGGCCUGAGACAGCUGCGGCGCCCCCUGCUGUCCAUUCCGAAGAGCGAACCCCGGGAUCGAUCUGGAGCUCGACUCUCCACGACUCGCCGGAGCAUCCAGCCCAAGAACAAACCUCUGGAAACUUUAUUGGACUGCGAAGCCCACGGAGACCAGAAGAGGUCGGUGACCUUCACGGAGGCGUCCGCGGGGAUCGGCAAACCCCCCCCGACCCCCGGCGCCGGCGACCCAGCGGGGGGGGAGGGCAGGAGGGCGAGUCCGGGCCUCUGUAAGACGCCGACGCUGGAGGUGCCGUCGGUCUCGUCCGCCACCGUCACCGCCGACCUGCACGCUCCCGGGAACACGCAGGGUCCCGGGUCCAUCAGCAGCAGAGAGAGGAGGGAGCAGUGGGGGCUCCGCAGCAGCCUGUCCCCCCCCCCCUCCAUCUCCAGACCCUCCACCCCGACCCCCCCGUCCCGAGCCUGCUCCCCCCUCCCCUUAUCACGCACCUCCUCCCCCCUCCCUCCACCUCUCCCAGUGCUGGGCACGACCCCGGCCCCGGGCCCGCCUCUGGCUCCGCCCCUGCCACCCCAGACCUCCCUCCACCCUCCCACCCUCCCUCCGCUCCUCCCUCCGCCCCCCCCAGGGCCGUCCAGGAUCAGAGAGAGUCCCGGGGACGAGGACACCACGGCGCUCCUCCCACGCUGCAGUACCCUGCUCCACCUCAGUGAGGACGGAGGCACGGAGAACCCGCUCCUCACGCCGCUGUUGGCUCCGCCCUCGCCCCCGCCCCCCCGCAGGUCGCCACGCCGCUUCCCUCUGCCCCUCUCGCCCGUGGACCUGGACCUGGACGAGUCCCACGUGUGA
This is a messenger RNA of Limanda limanda (common dab), 10392 nucleotides long. Its product is annotated as protein unc-80 homolog. The transcript is spliced from 65 exons. Gene Ontology annotation, biological process: monoatomic cation homeostasis. Gene Ontology annotation, cellular component: axon; cation channel complex. The record is from RefSeq and is a predicted model, not a curated record. Gene Ontology annotation, molecular function: monoatomic cation channel activity. Lineage: Eukaryota; Metazoa; Chordata; Actinopteri; Pleuronectiformes; Pleuronectidae. Bases 1 to 10392 code for a protein of 3463 amino acids.